AAGACACCGUACAGAACCGGCAUUGGUACUCUCUGCAGUACUGAAGCGAAUAACACAGAAACACCAAUGAUACCGAAUGCAAGACACGCCGUGACUCGUUGCUCUCUAGUGCCAAGGAAUUUAGGCUUCUCUCCUGGUGCGGCUUCCUUAGAUUCUCUCCCCAGACUCUGGACGUGGCUGAUAGAACGUACAGUCGCCGCCACAAAAUACGGGGUCCCUAUCACGCUGCAGAUCGCUAUUUGCACACUAAUGAUCACUCGAAGACACUUGUAAAGUGUAUGUCAGCGCUUGUUUUCUGCGCGGUGGUGUAUUUGCUUACAUACUAUUUAUCAAGUCUGUCCCAACAACUGACAUCCGAUAAAGGUAAAAAUGGCCAUAUAGAUACUGCGACCUAUACCGAACACACGCUCGUUCUCUAUGCCUUCUAUGAAUCCGAAGAGAGGAAAGCGAAUCUCCAAUUCUUUAUUGACUUUGCUAUUAAGAAAAAUAAUUCUAACAUUGAUUAUGUGAUCAUUGCGAAUGGUUUCUCCUGCACAGUCGAGAUACCAACAAUGUACAACAUAUAUGUGAUAAGAAGAGAAAACACUGGCUUUGAUGCCUGUGCAUGGAAACAAGCGUUGGCUAAGAUGAAGAAAGAAAAAGGGAGAUAUUGGUAUAACUACGUAUUUUUUCUUAAUGCCUCUGUACGUGGACCAUUCUUACCAGGAUACGCAGAAGAUCAGAACUGGAUUUCACUAUUCACAAAAUAUUUGACAAACGAUAUUAAACUAGUCGGAACAAGUAUUUUCUGCCCUGACCCAAGAUCUCCAAACAAAACGUUACACCUACAAUCCAUGUUUCUAGCGACUGACCAGGCUGGACUUACGAUUGUUGAGCCUAUCCUUCAAUGUGGACAUAACAAAGAAUUUGCAAUCAAUAAUGUUGAGAUGAAACUGACUCAGGCAUUCCUGAAAAAUGGAUAUAAUAUUGCAUCUUUGUUGAAACGCUGGCAAGGCCACGAUUUCAGGGAUAAGGCGAAAACACAAGAGAUGUGCGAACACGACAUAACAGGGAAGCCACAUGGGGAUCCGUACUUUCAUAAUUUGUACUUCUCUAACGUUGAUAUAUCGCCAUUUGAGGUGAUAUUUUUCAAGACAAAUAGGGGAGUAAACGAUGACCUCGUAAAAGCAUACACUAAAAUGAUGUAUGAGAAAAUGCAGAAUUAAGUAUUUAUUUAACAUUGUUGGAUCUCA
Messenger RNA from Owenia fusiformis, 1232 nucleotides. The record is from the annotation of a GenBank genome assembly. Lineage: Eukaryota; Metazoa; Annelida; Polychaeta; Sabellida; Oweniidae.